Messenger RNA from Brassicogethes aeneus, 715 nucleotides. Lineage: Eukaryota; Metazoa; Arthropoda; Insecta; Coleoptera; Nitidulidae. The record is from the annotation of a GenBank genome assembly.
GGGGAAUUGAUGUUAACUGUGUAAUCUGCUUUACCGACGCGGACUCAACUUCCUUCCAAAAUUGAGCCAUGGCGCCCGUUGCACCCAAAAAGGAUGUCAAGAAAGGCAAGAAAGAGGCCAAAGAUGCUUCUAAAAAUGUUAUGAGGGAUCUGCACAUCCGCAAAUUGUGCUUAAAUAUCUGUGUUGGUGAAUCUGGUGAUAGAUUGACCCGUGCUGCUAAGGUACUCGAACAGUUGACUGGCCAACAGCCUGUGUUCUCUAAAGCCAGAUACACUGUACGUUCCUUUGGUAUCCGUCGUAAUGAAAAAAUCGCCGUACAUUGCACGGUACGUGGAGCUAAAGCCGAGGAAAUCUUGGAAAGAGGCUUGAAAGUCAGGGAAUACGAGUUGAGACGUGAUAACUUCUCUGCAUCUGGCAACUUCGGUUUCGGUAUCCAAGAACACAUUGAUUUGGGCAUCAAAUACGACCCAAGCAUUGGUAUCUACGGUUUGGACUUUUACGUUGUGUUAGGUCGCCCAGGUUUCAACGUUGCCCACAGACGCAGAAAGCAAGGUAAAGUAGGCUUCCAGCACAGGCUGCACAAAGAAGACGCAAUGAAAUGGUUCCAACAGAAAUACGACGGUAUAAUCCUAGCAAGUAAAAAAGUAUAAAUUGUUGGUUUAACGUACCUUAAAAUAUGUUUUUCCAAAUAAAAUUUAUAAAAAAAUCCUAAAAA